Drosophila grimshawi is the source of this 2646-nucleotide messenger RNA. RefSeq names its product egl nine homolog 1 (gene Hph). The transcript is spliced from 5 exons. The record is from RefSeq and is a predicted model, not a curated record. Gene Ontology annotation, cellular component: nucleus; cytoplasm. Gene Ontology annotation, biological process: peptidyl-proline hydroxylation to 4-hydroxy-L-proline; cellular response to hypoxia. Lineage: Eukaryota; Metazoa; Arthropoda; Insecta; Diptera; Drosophilidae. Bases 473 to 1927 code for a protein of 484 amino acids. Gene Ontology annotation, molecular function: ferrous iron binding; L-ascorbic acid binding; peptidyl-proline 4-dioxygenase activity.
UCGAUAGCACUAGUUCAGUUCGGAACUUUAGCUAUCGUCGUGAAAGUGAAUUGCAUAUUAUAUGUUUUUUUGUUAUAAAUUUGCAUUUGCAAACCAUAAUUUUAUGCUGAAAUACGCAAAAGAGCACUCGUUGAUCACGUAUACCUCUGCCGUGUGUGUGAGUGCAUAAAUGUGCAAGUGAAGCAAAAGCAAUAAAAGCACACGCAGCUGUCGAACAACAACAGCAACAACAACUACGUAUUUUAUUGUUUAUAUAUAUUAUUUGUUGGCUUGGCCUACGUGAUUGAAAUGCAUGCAGUCUAUAUAGUAUAGACAGAAAGUCCAAUUGUUGAACGAGUGCUGGUGAAAUGGGCCUGAAUGCAAAAAUUGGCCAAUUUGCCGCUUGAAAAUAUUUCAGAUAAGUUACGUUGCCAGAGGUUCGCAGAGGGCUGGCGUUGCCAAUAUGUUGUAGAAGAGCGGACGCGACAAGGAUAUGCAGAAGAAGCCACCAUCGAUGCCAGCACGUUGUGCCAUCUGUGGCACAUGCGAGCAACUGUUGCGCUGCGCCAAAUGCAAAAGCAUCUAUUAUUGCUCCUCGGAGCAUCAGCACAUCGAUUGGCCCAAUCAUCGCCACGACUGUCGUCUGUUGGCGCGCCAAAAGAACCAGAGCCACAACAACAAUAGCAACAAUAAAAUGCAACAGCUGCAACAGGCGGUGGCAGCCACAACGCUGGAUGUGAGUGGUGCCAAUUGUUCUACGGCACAAAUGAUGACGACAGCGGAACAGACUCAAUCCUGGCCCAACGAUCUAGACGAACUGUUGUUCGACUUAUUGGCGCAGCCUCAAAUGCCAUCGCCGCACACAGCGCAAUCUGGCGACGUUAAUCAACACCAAAAUUCGCAACAUAAUCAUAAUCACCAACACCAGCACAAUGGUGAGAAGAGUUCCAGCUAUCAGAUUGGUCUAACGGAUGCCAGCUUUAUGGGCAGCGGCAGUGAAAUACGCUAUGAGGAUCUGUGUCGCAAUAUCAUCAGCGACAUGAAUCAAUAUGGACUCUCUGUGGUCGACGAUUUCCUCGGCCUGGACAAGGGCCUGAAGAUCCUGAACGAGGUGCGUAGCAUGUACAAUGCGGGCGCAUUUCAUGAUGGCCAGCUGGUGCACAAUAUGCGAACCACCACCGAUACCCAACCGUCGGCGGUGCGCGGCGAUAACAACAUUCGUGGCGAUAAAAUCAAAUGGGUUGGCGGUAAUGAGCCCGGCUGCGCCAAUGUCUGGUAUCUGACCAAUCAGAUUGAUUCUGUGGUUUAUCGUGUGAACACCAUGAAGGAUAAUGGCAUUCUGGGCAACUACCACAUCAGAGAGCGAACGAGAGCAAUGGUUGCUUGUUAUCCGGGGUCUGGCACACACUACGUCAUGCACGUGGACAAUCCCAACAAGGAUGGACGCGUUAUUACAGCCAUAUACUACCUGAACCUUAAUUGGGAUGCCAGGGAAAGCGGCGGCAUAUUGAGAAUUCGACCCACGCCUGGCACAACUGUUGCGGAUAUUGAGCCGAAGUUUGAUCGCCUGAUAUUCUUCUGGUCGGACAUACGAAAUCCUCACGAGGUGCAGCCGGCGCAUCGGACACGCUACGCGAUUACCGUUUGGUAUUUCGAUGCCAAGGAGCGCGAGGAGGCGCUCAUUCGGGCCAAACUGGAAAAUAGCAAUGCGAAUGCUUUGGCGCAGCUCGCCGAACCCGACUCUACCACAACUAGCACACCCGCCUCACCAACAACAACAACAACAACAGGAGCAGCAGCAUCAUCUUCAUCAGCAGCAACAUCCAGCUCCUCAUCCUCAUCCUCAGCGUUUACGCCCGCCAGCAUGACAACGGGCACAGCAGCAGCGGCACUCAAUGCGAAUGUGGCAAGCUGUUCCUGUGCCGCCAGCAAUGAGAUUUGCACGUAGCCCGAUCUGGCUACAAAACCAUGUAUAUAUACCGUCUAUCUAUAUAUAUAUAUCUUAUCCAAACACACACACAUUGUAAAAAGCUAGUUAAACAUAACAAGUACUAUUUAUAUCUAAUUCUUAAGUUAUGAAAAUGAAAAAACUGUAUGUGUAGUAUAGUCUCAGCGUGAUGAUUUUGCUGCACGAGUCUAAACUAUUUUACAAACAUGUGAAUCAAAGCUCCUUUAGUCAUUUAAUACCUAAUCUAGUUGUUAGCCCGUAAAUCGUAUUUUUAGUUAUUUUUGCAUUAAUCUGACCCACGUAGCUAACGGCCUUAUCAGCGUCAUGUAGAUUGUUUCUUUUCUUCUACGAUUUCUUCUGCAAAAACUGUUUUAACUUGCGUAGGUUUGCCAAAGUAUUAUAGCUAAAGCGCAGCUUCCAUCGAAGCCAAAAUAUCAAACAUUUAUUUGCUAUCUCAAAAAUUUUGUAAAAACCACUACGAAAACUGUUUAUUUGGUUGUUUUGCAUUUGUCCACAAAACUUGUUCAACUCUCACAUAGUUAGAGAUUUUAGCGCAAACAACAAAAAUACGAUAUCUGAAGAAAUAAAUAAACAUAUUAUCAAAAAUCUCUUGUUUAUAGGCAACAUAUAUGCUGUGUUUGUACGCCAGCCAAUUGCACAUAAUAUCGAAUAAACUAAUCACAAAAAUGCAUCAAAUAAAAUGUUAAUUAGAAUAAAUA